AAAGAGCACCUCGCGUCCGACAUGUGGCGCAUGCUCGUCGCCGUCACGCUGCUGAACAAGACCGCAGGCACGCACGCGCUGCCCAUCUUCUGGCACCUCAUGGACAAAUGGCCCUCCCCCUCCGCACUCGCCCGAGCUGACGUCACCGAGGUCGUCGACGCGAUCAGGUCGCUGGGCCUCCAAGCGACGCGCGGCGCGCGCCUCGUCGCGAUGUCCCGCGCGUACCUCUUCCGCGCGCCUCCCGCCGCCGUCGCUCCAGAGCCCGCGCGCGCGGUAUGCCGGUCCAAGUACUACCCCGUCGACGCACCCGAGCGCCCCAGCGAGUCCGCGCCGGGGAAGCAGCAGCGGCGCGCGCGGCGCCCUAUCACGCCCAUAUCGGGGCUCCCCGGCAGCGGGCAGUACGCGGAGGACUCGUACAGGAUCUUCUGCGCCGGGGAGGACGAGUGGCGCCGCGUGGUGCCGAAAGACAAGGAGCUCGUCCGAUUCAUCAAGUGGCGGUGGGCCGUCGAGGGGCAGCGGUGGUCGCCCGACGGCGACGGCCGCGCGAAUGGGCCGGCGACGCAAGACUACCUGGAAGCCCUGAUCCAAGAACUC
Molecule: messenger RNA, 594 nt
Organism: Heterobasidion irregulare TC 32-1
Lineage: Eukaryota; Fungi; Basidiomycota; Agaricomycetes; Russulales; Bondarzewiaceae
Exons: 3
Biological process (GO): base-excision repair
Cellular component (GO): nucleus
Molecular function (GO): DNA binding; catalytic activity
Source: RefSeq, a predicted model, not a curated record